GAAGGUUGGCCCGACUUCCCCCAGCAAAGAGACGGCGCGCAGGAAAGUAGUGAGAUCGAAACAUCCUGUGAAAUAGGACUAACUUAAAACAAAUGCAAUAUACGGAAUUUCAGUAUUGUUUUGUCGGUGAAAAUCAACAUAAGAGCACAUAGCAAGCUAUUUGGCUGAAAUAUUGUGCUUGCUAUAGCAAGCUUGCAAACACUUGAGAUUAUUCAAAUUAAGGAGCGCGUCGACGUCGGCCUGGUCAAUUUGGCUAGCCAGCUAGCUUACAGAGCUAGACCUAUCUUGUAGUUAUCGACUGCAGGACAAGCAACAUAAGAGGAAUGAGUGAUGACCUCUGUUGUGGUGGCAGACGGUGGAGGGAAUAUGGUGGAAUACGUCACUGUCAUGGAAGAGACUGAGCAGAGUCAGGAGAACCUCUGUGAGGAGGGGGAGGUAGUGCAGGAGAUAGUGGAGACUGUAAUAGGGGAGGAUGGGGAGGAGUAUCCUGCUGUGGUGGUGGAAGAGGUGCCCAGUGCCCAGUUGGAGCAGUGCUACGCUGCCCAGGUGUUGGUCUACGAUGACGGGACCUAUCUGAUGCAGGACGUGGGAGACGAGCAGGAGGUGGUCACCGAGGUAGUGGAGACAGUAGAGGUGUCGUCACACGGGGGCAUGGUGUGCUUUGAUAAGACCUUCGAGGCGGCCGAGGCCCUUCUUCACAUGGACUCCCCCAGCAGUUUCCAUGGAGACCGCAACAACACAGUGGAGGACGUGAUGAUGGAGACGGUGGUGGAGGUGUCUACAGAGUGUGAGCCCAUAGAAGAGGACAGCUUCCCUAUACCCCCCGACUAUGAGCCUCCGUCUGCCAAGAAGAAGAAAGGGGGACGGAAGCCGAAGACACAACAGCCUCAGCUUGACACCAACGGCAACAUUGACCUGGGGAUCAGGCAGAGACCCAGAGAGGGAAAAGGGAGCACCACCUACCUAUGGGAGUUCCUGUUGGAUCUCCUCCAGGAUAAGAACACCUGUCCCAGGUACAUCAAGUGGAUGCAGCGGGACAAGGGCAUCUUCAAGCUGGUCGACUCCAAGGCCGUGUCUAAGCUGUGGGGCAAACACAAGAACAAACCUGACAUGAACUAUGAAACCAUGGGCAGGGCACUCAGGUAUUACUACCAGAGGGGGAUCCUAGCCAAGGUGGCGGGCCAGAGGCUAGCCUACCAGUUUAAAGACAUGCCCAAGAACAUCAGGGUGAUUGACGAUGACAGGGAGGAGGAGGAGGGAGAGGGGGAACCCUCUGAGCACCACCAGACACUGAUUAUUGACCCUGCCACCUCCACCCAGACACAGCAGAGCUACGUCACCGUCAUACCCACCUCGUCCGGCAACAGGACCAUGCGUUUGGCCAUGCCCAUGGUCAUGACGACGACACUGGGUCAGAUGACCCUCAACUCCUCUACCGUCUUCACCACCCAGGCUCCCAUCACCCUGGGCAACGCCCACGCUGGCGGGCCCAAGCUGGUGAUCCAGACCCUGCCUGCCAUGAUGCCCGCCGGGGCCAAGAGUGGAGAGAAGAUCACCAUCAUCACCAUCCCAGCGGCCCAGCUAGCUCAGCUAACGCAGGGCAACCUUUCAGCCCAGCUCUCAGGCCAGCUAGCUCAGCUCAUACAGGCUAAACCAGUCACCCAGCUGGUGCAGGCUAAACCAGUCACCCAGCUGGUGCAGGCUAAACCAGUCACCCAGCUGGUGCAGGCUAAACCAGUCACCCAGCUGGUGCAGGCUAAACCAGUCACCCAGCUGGUGCAGGCUAAACCAGUCACCCAGCUGGUGCAGGCUAAACCAGCCCCUCCACUCAUACUGGCAAAGCCUGUGACUGUGACCCAGCAGCCACCUGCUGCCUCCCCUGUAGGUAAACUACAGCUCCCUCCCUCCACCACCAUCACAAUCCCUGUAGCUACCCCCUCUACACACCCUGAAAAAGAAGCCAUCUCACCCCACACAGCCCUUCCAGAGUCCACCCCUACAAUGAGCACGGAGCUUCCCCAGUCUAGCCCGGGAGACCCCUCUGACUCGGGAGUCGGCACAGAACCCAGUGGACCCUGAAUCUUGAACUCGAGGCCAAGGGGCCCGACAGCUACUGACUCCAUAUUGACCCUGUGUUUUGAAGUGGAGUCUUCCCUUCCCAUCCUCCAAUCACUGGGCAGUGGAGCUGUAGGACCAUACAGAGGAGGAGAGCUCUGAACCUCAGCUAUGGAGCUCCUAGUUACCAGAGAGCUAGUCUUCAAACUGGAGCUGCAGUGCCAUCCCUCCCUCCACAUCAGAAAACCAGGAAAAGAGAUGAGGAUAAAGGGACUUUGUAUACAUAAUACAUAGCUACAGUCUCCUACGUAUUGAUUUGGACAGUGAAGCUAAAAUGUUUAAUUUGGCGCUCUACUCCAGCAUUUUGGAUGUGAUUAAUUAUUUCAUGUGAGGUGACCGUAUAGAAUGUCACCUUUUUUAUUUGACGGUAUUUUCAUGCAUAUCUUUUUCACCGUUUAGAUAUAAUCACUUUGUGUCUAGUCCCCCAACUUGAAGGUGUUAUACAUAUUUGGUCAAAUUCAGUAGUAUGUGUAUUAAAGUAGUCAAAAGUUUAGUAUUUGGUCCCAUAUUCCUAGCACGCAGUGACAUCAAGCUUGUGAUUCUGCAUUUGCACUUUGCUUUGGCUGUGUUUCAGAAUGUUAUGUCCAAUAGAAAUUAAUAGUAAAUAAUGCAUUGUCAUUUUUAAUUUAAAUAUUACAGAACAUUUCUGAACACAUACCUUAAUCUGGAUGCUACCAAGAUUACGGAUAAUCGUGAAUAAGUGAGAGAGUGUGAGUUAGAGGCAUAAAUAUCAUACCCCCCCAAAAAGUGAUGGUGAGAGGUUAGCCUUUCUUGGGGGUCUGAUCUUUGUGCCUCUAGCUGAUCAUUAUUCACAGUUCAUGCAAGAUUCAGUAAUUAUGGUAGCAUCCACAUUUAAUGUAGAAGUGUUCACAACCAUAUUCAAUUUGACUUUUUUCUGUGCCAAACAGAAAUGGUAAAUAGUCUGAAACACAGCCAAAACAAACUGCAAAUGCAUCCAACAAGUUUGUAGAGUUACAAGCUGAUGUAGUCAUUGCAUGCCAGGAAUAUGGAACCAAAUACUAAACUUAUGUAUAUUAAAUACUUAUGAUACCUUUCAAAUGGACUGUUUUCAUUUAACGGUAAAACAGCUAUUUAGGAAAAGACCCUCAAAACAGGUGACAUUCUGAACGGUCCCCUCAUAUGAAACAUUUAAUUUUAAAUGCUGGAGUAUAAAGUUUUAGCUUCACUGUCCAGAUAAAUAUGUAGGGGAGUGUGUACAUGCUUUAGAAGCUCUUUGAUCUCUCUUUGGAUCUCUAGGGCAAGCCUUAGAUUGUACAUUGAACAUGCUUCUUUUAAUCAAAAACAUAAUAAAGGAAGCCUGAAAGAUUUGUGUAAACUUUUUGAUACUCUUCACAGGUUGCGUACGAUGUAUUCUAAGUUCAAUGCAAGUGUAGUUCUUUUGUCUCGUAGUUGAAAUCUUUGGGUUUUCCUCUGACUGGUUGGUUCCCAUCUUCUGGCUAUGGAAAGUAGUCUAGUCCUCCACAUCACUGUCCCUCCCACACUCAAUGUUUUUUUUGUGUUAUUAUAUAUAUUUUUUACUGUUCAGAAAAGGGAGCGAAAGGAUGUUUGUGUUAAGAAAAGACAGAUCCAGAUGGUAUAUUCCCACAUUUUGAAGCAUAUGCUAUUUUCAUGUACUCUCAAAGUGUAUUGAUGUAGAUUUUACUGAAGUAUGUAUUAUAUAAAAACAUGAAUUGAAA
Messenger RNA from Oncorhynchus gorbuscha (pink salmon), 3812 nucleotides. It is a transcript of the gene elf2a, whose product is annotated as E74-like factor 2a (ets domain transcription factor). Gene Ontology annotation, molecular function: sequence-specific DNA binding; DNA-binding transcription factor activity, RNA polymerase II-specific. Gene Ontology annotation, biological process: cell differentiation; regulation of transcription by RNA polymerase II. Bases 331 to 2079 code for a protein of 582 amino acids. Gene Ontology annotation, cellular component: nucleus. Lineage: Eukaryota; Metazoa; Chordata; Actinopteri; Salmoniformes; Salmonidae. The record is from RefSeq and is a predicted model, not a curated record. The transcript has 9 exons.